AAAAACGCAAAAAAAAAAAAAAAAAAAGAAGUACAUCUCCAUCUUCUCUUCUCUCAAUUUUUAUCAGUGUAGGACAACAAGUAAGAGUGAAAUAGAAAGAGAUACCAAGUGAACGGUUUAGUGUGAUUGACAUCAGAUAAAAUAUAAAAGAGAAAAAAAAAAAAAAAAAAAACCUAUGGACUUUAAUAUCUCUCUACAAUUUUCGGUUUUCAUUUUGUAAUUGUAACGGUAAAAGAAUCAAAUGACGUAAAUUAAACUAAAAAUUAUCAUUGUUUUUCAUCGGAGAAAUAAGAACUGAAAACCGAAACACAAUAAGCCAACUGAAGUUGUAACAAAUCCACACUAUGAUACCAUCACCACUACUAGGAUUUAUAGUGUCGUCGUCGUAACAAAAUACAAGGAUUUACAAAGUUUAAAACUGUUUCUUUAUUUCGAAUACAAACUUUUUUACUUUCAAAUUAAUUAAAAAAAAAAAAAAGUAUUAAACACAGAAAGUACGAUACUAGUAGAUAGAAAAUAUUUUGAAAAAAAAAACAACAAUAUUUUAGUUGUUGUUUUUGUGUAAAUAAAACAGUAAAUUAAAUUAAAACAAAAAAAAAACAACCAAAACAAAAACUUUAGGCAUUAACAGUGCAGUGCAGUAACAACUGCAACAACAAAAUCAAAUAAGAUGCGUGAAUACAAAAUUGUUGUCCUUGGCAGUGGGGGUGUUGGAAAAUCAGCAUUGACAGUGCAAUUUGUUCAAGGUAUUUUCGUGGAAAAAUAUGAUCCCACCAUCGAAGACAGUUACAGAAAACAAGUCGAAGUGGAGGGCCAACAGUGUAUGUUGGAAAUUUUGGACACUGCUGGAACUGAACAAUUUACCGCCAUGAGAGAUUUGUACAUGAAAAACGGUCAAGGUUUUGUUUUAGUUUAUUCAAUAACAGCACAAUCAACAUUUAAUGAUCUUCAAGAUCUUCGGGAACAAAUUUUAAGAGUUAAGGAUACAGAUGAUGUUCCAAUGGUACUGGUAGGGAACAAAUGCGAUUUGGAAGACGAGCGAGUAGUUGGCAAAGAAUUGGGAAAAAGUCUUGCAGCACAAUUUAACUGUGCUUUCAUGGAAACAUCUGCCAAAGCAAAAGUUAAUGUAAACGAAAUAUUCUAUGAUUUAGUUCGACAAAUAAAUAAGAAAUCACCCGAGAAGAAACUUAAACAAAAGAAAAAAUCUAUUUGUGUCCUCCUAUAAAUCAUUUUCACACUAAAAUUUACGUAUUUAAAUAUUAAAUCAAUAUCAAUAAUUUGUAAACAAAAUAAAAAUGCAACAGAAACAGAAUCAGAUUUUUUUUUUUUUUUUUUUUUUUGAAACUUACAAAUGUAUAAUUUAACACAAAACACAAACAAAUAUACAUGUUAUAUGCAUAUACAAGCAUUAUUUUGUGGCCGUCUUAAUGUUAAGUGCAAACUAAAAUAAAUACAAAAAAAAAAAAGAAAUAGAAAAAGUAAUAAAACUAAUUGUAUAUGAUGAUAGUAAACUAUUAAAAAUAAAUCCGUAACAAAAGAAUACAAAAAAUGACGGUUAAAUGUUAAUUCCAACCAUUAAAAAAAAAAACAAAACAA
Messenger RNA from Episyrphus balteatus (marmalade hoverfly), 1596 nucleotides. RefSeq names its product ras-related protein Rap1 (gene Rap1). Gene Ontology annotation, cellular component: plasma membrane. Gene Ontology annotation, molecular function: GTP binding; GDP binding; GTPase activity. The transcript is spliced from 7 exons. The coding region runs from base 671 to 1225 and encodes 184 amino acids. Gene Ontology annotation, biological process: Rap protein signal transduction; negative regulation of synaptic vesicle exocytosis; cellular response to cAMP. Lineage: Eukaryota; Metazoa; Arthropoda; Insecta; Diptera; Syrphidae. The record is from RefSeq and is a predicted model, not a curated record.